AUGAUGCAUGGAAGAGGAGGUUUUCAUCAUGGCUCUGAUCCUCCGUCAAAGCGUUACCGCCGCGACGACAAUGCUGACCCGACAAAUCCGAAUCCAUCGAUUGUGGUCCAUGUGCGAAAUCUGCAUCAAAAGGUAACCGAAGCUGAUCUCCUCGAGGCUCUUAGCACUUUCGGACCUAUCGCGUAUGCAACAUGUAUUCCUCAUUCACGAAUGGCUCUGGUGGAAUUCGAAAAUCUUGACGGCGCGAAAGCCUGUGUAAAUUAUGCGGCUACGAAUAAUGUCACUGUUGGAGGACAGGCAGCUCUGUUCAACUACUCGACGUCUCAAUGUAUUGAACGAAUGGGAUUUGAGGGAUCCACUCCGAACAAAGUUCUCGUUGUUACUGUUUUGAAUGCUACGUAUCCCAUCGACGCAGAUGUCAUUCAUACAAUUUCGAGCUCACAAGGAAAGGUUCUCCGUGUUGCUGUCAUGCAUAAACCAACGGUUGUUCAAGCACUGGUUGAGUUUGAAUCAGUCGAAGUUGCAAAAGCAGCUAAACAUGCUAUGAACGGAGCAGACAUUUAUGCCGGUUGCUGCACCCUAAAAGUCGAGUUUGCCAAGCCAGAUAGAGUUCGAGUGACCCGUCAGGACAAAGAUCAAAGGGACUUCACACUUGCAGACCAUGAACUACCACAAGAUUCUGGACGUAGAACAUUGAUUCCAAACAAACCAGAUGACCAUCGUCGCCCGUAUCCAGAGCCACGAGAUCAAUACGAUCGAUACGGCUCACCGCAAUCGCAAGCGCAGUACGGGUACUCAGGACGUGCUUUGCUGCCAACUCAAGAUUUCUACGGUAAUAGCGGUCCACCACAGCAACAAGGAGGAGGUUAUUAUGAAGAAUACAAUGACAGAAGAAGACCACAACAGCAGUAUGGUGGACUGGGAGGACCGGGCUGUGUCAUGAUGGUCUACGGACUCGACCACGAUAAAAUCAACUGUGACAUGCUUUUCAAUAUUCUUUGCCAGUACGGAAAUGUUCUGAGAAUCAGCUUCAUGAGAACCAAAACAGAGACCGGGAUUAUCGAAAUGGGACAACCCAAUCAGCGUCAGGAUGUCCUUGAUCAUCUCCAAGGAACCGAGCUUUGCGGUCUUAAAUUGGAAUUCAAGCCCAGCCAUCAAGAGUGUGUCCACUAUCUUCGAGAACCUUUCUUGCUUCCCGAUGGCACUCCAUCUUUCAAAGAUUACACGUCAUCUCGCAAUCAAAGGUUCACGACUGAAGAACUCUCCAUGAAGAAUCGAAUCGUAUUUCCUACAAAGGUUCUCCACUGGUUCAACGCACCAGGAACUAUGGAUGAGGCUAAAUUGCUGGACAUGAUUGCCGAGAAAAGUCAUCAUAAACCGAUAAAAGUAGAGGUUUUCCCAUCGAGAAAUGAGAGAUCAGCUGCGGGUACUGUAGAAUUCGAUACUGUAGAAGCGGCAAACGAAGUGUUGGCUCUCGUCAAUCAUUCGCCAGUUGAAAGUCCAUAUGGAAGUGCCCCAUUCAUCGUCAAGUGGGCCUAUGCUACUCCACGCCGUUGGGAUGGAAGUGGAGGAGAGCCACCGAGAUAUGAGGAUGGUGCUGAUGGAGACAGAAGAGAAGGGAUUAUUCAGCCAGCAGCCAGGCCAUUCCGACGUGGUGGACGUGGUGGCGGUGGAGAUUUCGGUGGAUACCGUCGUGAAUCUUACAGAGGUGGUCUUCAAGGUUCUGGGCCCAAUGAUCGAUACAAUCCUUACCCGUCACGCGGAGGCGGAGGAUUCCGAGGUGGUCGUGGAAGAGGUCGCUACAACGAUUACUGA
Messenger RNA from Caenorhabditis briggsae, 1815 nucleotides. Gene Ontology annotation, molecular function: mRNA binding. NCBI's taxonomy places the organism in Eukaryota, Metazoa, Nematoda, Chromadorea, Rhabditida, Rhabditidae. Gene Ontology annotation, biological process: mRNA processing; regulation of RNA splicing. Bases 1 to 1815 code for a protein of 604 amino acids. Gene Ontology annotation, cellular component: nucleus. The record is from RefSeq and is a predicted model, not a curated record. The transcript has 11 exons.